Molecule: messenger RNA, 1087 nt
Organism: Physeter macrocephalus (sperm whale)
Lineage: Eukaryota; Metazoa; Chordata; Mammalia; Artiodactyla; Physeteridae
Gene: CFAP73
Product: cilia and flagella associated protein 73
Exons: 6
Biological process (GO): spermatid development
Source: RefSeq, a predicted model, not a curated record
CAGAACGGGCAGAAGAUGCUCCCCUCCCUGCAGCCCCGUCUCUCUCCCUCUCUGGGUGGAUCCUCCAGGCCUCAGGCAGGCAAUGGAAUGUUGUGUCGUUGUUGCCCGGGAGACCGAGGCUGGCUGGGUGGCUGCCUUCCGGGAAUACUGAGCGUGCAAACCCUCCAUCAGAAGCCUCCAGGGCCUCCUCUAGGCUAGUGCAAAACUCCAGAAAGCAAGCAAGCCUGGGGCAAUUGCCAGGAGAAUGGCAGUGCCCUGGGAGAAAUAUUUCCGACCGGCGUUGCAAGAGAAGCUGUCUACGAAGAUCCAGGGGCAGAAUGUGGACCACGUCCCACUGCCACUGCUGCGUCUCUUGGAGAAGAGGCAGGAACUGGUGGAUGCGGACCAGGGCCUUCGGGCCCAGAAGGAGGUGUUCCAGACUAUGAAGGCAUCCCUGAAACAGCGGUGGGAACAAUUGGAACAGAAAGAGCAGGAGUUAAAGGGGUCCUUUGAAAAGUUUUUGCAGGAUGCCGAGGCCCGGCGCAGCCGCGCACUGCGGAGGGCGGCGGAGGAGCGGCCACGGGCGGGCCGCCGGGAGGCGGAGGCGCUGCGGCUUCGGGCGCAGCUGGAGGAGCUGCAGCGAGAGCGCGCGCGGCUGCAGCGCCGGCUUUGGCGCCUCGAACCCUGCGCGCGCCUGCUGGGGCAAGUACUGGGGCAGCUGCCCGAGUUCCAAGAGGUCCCCGAGCUGGUGGCGCGCUUCGACGGCCUGGCCGACACGCAGGCGGCGCUGAGGCUCACGGAGCGCCAGCGGCUCGCGGAGCUGGAGGAGGCGCGCGCGCGGCUGCAGCAGCUGCGGAAGGCCCGGCAGGACGAGCUGCUGCGGCAGGGCCAGCGGCGAGCGCAACUGCUGGAGCAACUGGAGGCGGCGCGGGAGCGCACGCUGCACUGGGAAUCCAAGUGUAUUCAGAUCCAGAACACCGCGGCUGAGAAGACCCUGCUCCUGGGACGCACCAGGAUGGCAGCACUCAACCUGUUCCAGCUAGUGUGCCAGCACCAGAGGCGGCCACCUGCCCUGGACAUCGAGGACACCAAAGGGCAGCUGGAGCAG